GGAUGGCUUGCGCAUGCAACCACCGACUGUUGUCGACGGCCCAUCACACCCAAGUCAUUAAUAGUUACAAUGCCUCACUCUGUGUCAUCGCAGGACUCAUCCAUCAACCACAAGGAUGAUGAGCUUCUACCGGACGCUCCUCCGGAGACAGCAUCGGAGAACCAGGAAGCCGGCGCACCUGCGCGAGUGAAGCUGGAAGACCUCUUUAACGAUGAUGAUGACGAUGAUGAAUUCCCCGCCUCAAGUGCACCAGAUACGAAGCAUGUUGACUCGUCUGCCCCUGAUCCAGCAGAACCGGCUGCCGCUCCGGGCCCCCAGGUUGACACCGACACCAUGCUGGCUUUCUAUCAACGCCUCUUCCCAUUUCGCUAUUUGUUUCAAUGGUUGAAUCACGGGAUUGUUCCUUCCCCGGAUUUUGGGAAUCGUGAAUUCGCUCUUACUCUUCAAAACGAUGCCUACCUACGAUAUCAGUCGUACCCGACUGCGGACCUUUUUCGGAAAGAUAUCCUGAAGAUGAACCCCUCUCGAUUCGAAAUCGGACCUGUCUACAACACGAACCCCCGAGAUCGGAAGACGCUCCGAGGUGGCCAGAUGAAGCCGAUCUCCAAAGAGCUGGUGUUCGAUAUCGAUUUAACAGAUUACGAUGACAUCCGAUCCUGUUGUACAAAAGCAAAUAUUUGUGGCAAAUGCUGGACCUUUGUCACCAUGGCCAUGAAGGUUGUCGACACGGCUCUUCGCGAAGAUUUCGGUUUCGAGCAUAUCUUGUGGGUCUACUCUGGUCGUCGUGGUGCUCACGCCUGGGUUUGCGACCCACGUGCACGCAGCCUGCCAGAUGAUCGACGAAGGGCCAUUGCGGGCUACCUGGACGUUGUGCGAGGAGGCAAUUCAAGCGGUAAACGAGUCAACGUCAAACGACCGCUGCACCCCCACAUGUCUCGCAGUCUCGACCUUCUCAAACCGUACUUUGCUCAAACGACCUUGGUGGACCAGGACACAUUCGCGAGUUCGGAACAAGCGCAACGUCUGCUCUCAUUGCUCCCCGACAAAGGCCUGAAUGAAUCGCUGCGAAAGAGGUGGGAAUCAUCGCCAGACCGCGCCAGUGCCAAUAAAUGGGCCGAUAUCGACGCCCUCGCCAAGACGGGCAAGAGCAGCACUCUCAACCCCACUACUCUGCGAGACGCCAAGCAGGAUAUUGUGCUCGAGUACACCUACCCCCGUCUGGAUUCGGAGGUCAGCAAGAAGAUGAUUCACUUGCUGAAGAGCCCGUUCGUCAUCCAUCCUGGCACUGGCCGCGUGUGUGUUCCGAUAGAUGCCCGUAAGGCAGAGCAAUUCGACCCUCUCUCCGUACCCACAGUCACGGAGCUGCUUGCUGAGAUUGAUGCCUGGGACGCCGAGCAUCCUAGCACCACUGCACCAGAGACUGCAGAUGGCGAAGGCAGUGUGCCGGACUCUGAUGCCAGGGGAGGUCGCAGACUGCAGGACUAUGAGAAGACGAGCCUGAAGCCUUACAUCGAUUAUUUCCGCUCCUUCAUUGCCGGGCUCUUGAAGGAAGAGCGUACCGGCAAGCGUGGGCGAACUGAUGACGCAACAGAGACCAAGUCUGAGAGCAUGGAAUUCUAGACAUCUCGCCUCAUUGGCUUUCUUUUACUUCUCUUACAGAUGGUUAUGAGCAACUCGGUAUGGCUUCUGGGAACGGAGUUGGAAUCAGUGUGCAUGAAGCGGACUUGGACAUGCGGGAGUUACUUUAUUUAUGCUUUCAAUUUCUAUUUAGGGUUCUCUAUAAAUAAUAGACACUUGGGCCGUUCAGCCGAAUAACCGAAUCAAAG
Aspergillus ibericus CBS 121593 is the source of this 1826-nucleotide messenger RNA. Its product is annotated as DNA primase subunit PRI1. Gene Ontology annotation, biological process: DNA replication, synthesis of primer. The transcript has 3 exons. The record is from RefSeq and is a predicted model, not a curated record. Lineage: Eukaryota; Fungi; Ascomycota; Eurotiomycetes; Eurotiales; Aspergillaceae. Gene Ontology annotation, cellular component: alpha DNA polymerase:primase complex. Bases 70 to 1620 code for a protein of 516 amino acids.